AUGGCCCCUGUGGUCUUCGCCGGGCUCUUUGUCACCCUCUACGCCUUCAAAUCUCUGUCUAUGGUGGUGUUCCAGAACUCCCUGAUUUACAUGAGGAGUGUGCCACCAGGCGCUCGACAGGAGACAAUUGAGAUGUACGCAUCCGAAUGCCGUCCAAUAAAGUGGGAGGAAGUGCAGUUCAAGACAAGGGAUGGGAAGACGCUUGCAGCUUGUGUUGGGGAGCCGGAAAAAGAUAGGAAAUUGCCUAAGGCUUUGUUGGUGUCUUACAGAAACGCCGGCUCAGCACCCGCCCGACUCCCCUUCCUGUCACAGAUCAUCACUUCGACAAAACACGUCGACCUAACCAUCUUCGCGCCCUCAUACCGCGGAUACUGGUAUUCCACCGGCCGACCCUCCGAAGCUGGCCUCCGAGAAGACGCCCGAGCUUCCCUCCAAUACGCAAGGGAACGAUGGUCCGGAUCCGACAUCAACAGUAUGUUCAUCUGGGGUCACAGUGUCGGUGCCGCAGUCGCCGCCCACGCAACAGCCAUGGACACCUCCCCGUCAACACCAACAUCACCCAAGGCUGAAGGGAGAGAGCUGGAGUUGAAAGGUGUGAUCCUCGAAACUCCCUUCACCGACAUACCAGACAUGCUCCGCACGCUCUACCCCCAGAAAUGGCUACCUUACAAGCAUCUCGUGCCCUUCCUCCGCUCGUCCUGGAACAACCGCGCUGCGGUCCAGCGACUCGGUCAGAAUGCCCCGAACUUCCCGUUGUUGAUUGUGGAAGCGGGACGAGAUGAGAUCGUGCCAACCGGGAUGGCGGAGGAGCUCGAGGAGAUUGCGAAAAAGGCUGGAGUGAAGGUUGAGCGAGUAGUUAGCAAGAAGGGAUUGCACAUGGAUGUUGCCAUGAAAGGGGAGUUCAGGGACUGGAUAGGGAAAUUCAUGAGGCACUGUAUCAACGACAAAACAGAUACAGACAAACUGAAUUGA
Molecule: messenger RNA, 972 nt
Organism: Saitoella complicata NRRL Y-17804
Lineage: Eukaryota; Fungi; Ascomycota; Saitoellomycetes; Saitoellales; Saitoellaceae
Product: alpha/beta-hydrolase
Exons: 3
Coding region: 1-972 (323 amino acids)
Cellular component (GO): membrane
Molecular function (GO): palmitoyl-(protein) hydrolase activity
Source: RefSeq, a predicted model, not a curated record